AUGCUUGUCUCAAUAUCGUGGAUGUCUUUCUGGCUUGAUCCUCGAGCAUCUCCGGCACGAAUCACCCUUACGAUCACCAGUUUGCUCACUUUAACCACAAUGAGUAAUGGCGCUCGGCAGGACCUACCACAGGUCUCGUAUAUCAAAGCCCUAGAUAUCUGGUUGACGUUUUCACAAGCGCUCAUAUUCUUAGUAUUACUCGAAUACGCAUUCGUUAGCUUCUAUGUAACAAAGCGGGUUUUCGACUGUCCUCAUCGAACAUCCUACUUCCAGGCGCAGAAUAUGUCCAAUAAUAAUCAUAAGUUUGACGAUGAGCGGAUUCACAUAGAAGACGUUGAAUCGUAUCCAUUUGCUGUGAGUUCGAAUUUUGUUAACGAAGCUUAG
This is a messenger RNA of Strongylus vulgaris, 384 nucleotides long. The record is from the annotation of a GenBank genome assembly. Lineage: Eukaryota; Metazoa; Nematoda; Chromadorea; Rhabditida; Strongylidae.